Molecule: messenger RNA, 1846 nt
Organism: Amoebophrya sp. A120
Lineage: Eukaryota; Dinophyceae; Syndiniales; Amoebophryaceae
Source: the annotation of a GenBank genome assembly
AGAAUAUGAAGCCAGCGGAGCGCCAUAAUAAGAUGAGAUACAUUGAGAUAAAAUGUGGCUUCGUAAGGAUCCCACGUCUCAUCUAAAUUGCGUAAAGGCGAGCGCUUAUUAGCUGACGUUUAAUUUCGAGUGCGAAUCUGGCGUUAUUUGUCACGACCUCGCUGUUGUCUGAGAGGCUGCAACGCUCCCGGUGUCGAAGUACUGAACAAGUUUAAGCAACACAAACCAAGAUGGCAGACGCGCUCAACGAGAACGAUGGCGUGGCAAGCCGGAAGCUCGGUAUCGAUCCACAUGCUGUUGUGUUGCUGCCGCUCGACAAGAGGCACCAUUUUUGAUUAGAAGCUUGCCAAAUAAUUCUGUCCAUUUAAUUUCUUUUCUUUUGCAUCAUCACAAUCGCACAACAGGCGCGCUCCAGGAGCGAUUCCAGAGUUUCGAGCGCACGAUGGAGGAUGAGACCAGAAGGCGGCGCGAAGCGGAAGACAGCAAACUCAGCGUCAUGCGGGAGAGCAUGGCAAAGCUCGAAAAAACGUUAAAUAGCGAGAUAAAAAGAAGGGUCGAGGCGAACAAGGUAUCAAGAGGUUCACACCUGUUUGCAUCUCAAUGUCUGAAUGAAUAGAAUGCAAAUACAUGCUGUAGUCUGACGACGUGCUGUCGUGUUUGCAGCAUUGCGUUCAAUUUCUGCUGCAAUCGACUCUCCUGUAACUACCGACCCUUACAGGCACUCCAGUCCAUGUUCGAGUCCCAAAUUGCCACGGUGCAGGACAAACUCGAGGCUGUUUUUGUGGAAAAGCUCAACCAUUUGCAGCUCGCGGCGGACGAACUGUCGGACCGGAUGGCACUAGUCGAGAAAGACUUUGCCGUGGAGCGGGACAAAUACAUACGGGACCUGGAGGAGAAGAACGCGGUGGUGGCAAAAGACGUAAACUUCCUACAAGACGCCUUCGAUAACGAGAAAGUGAAACGAGCGGAUAGGGACGCGGGGCUGCAGAAAAGGUAGUACGAGAUGCGCUUCAUUGGAUCAAUCGAUCAUUUUUUGAUUUCGAUUUUGUACGUGAUGCUAGUAGAAUGGUAUUGGAGUGACAUCACAUCCAGAUGAUCCGCUGAUCGUAUCUAUCAUUUCUCACAGAAUAUCCGAGCACGAGUACCGCACAGAGACGCGGUUCGAGCAGGAGCGCGCUGCGCGGGAGCAAAAGUACCAAGCCUUGCGCGACGAGCUGCACCAGGCGAAACAGGUCCGUGCCAAGGGCGACGAAAAGUUCCAAACCUUCAUUCUGGAAGAGGUAGCGUCGCUGAAAAACGGGUUGGUGCUGGAAUCCGAGUCCCGGGAACAGGCCGAUGAUGACAUUGUGCAAGCGCUGAACCACUACACGAAAGCCCUGCAGGACGCGCUGAGGAUCGUGAAUCAACCAUAGCUGGCGAGUUUUUGUGGUUUUCCCCAUGGUCACAGCACGGAGAGCGUGUCGGGUCCGCUUUCCCCCGUCCCCGUUUGCGACGAGCAAAACACGAAGCACCUGCCCCGGGUUGAACGCGCGGGCGCGGCUCUUGGAAAAAGAAGAGAAGCCUGAUGUAAAGAUCAUGAGGCAGCUGCUGAGAAUAGACAGCGAGGAAAAAUAAUGCUUGCUGGCUGCCCUAAGAGACGAUACUGCUCCAGGGAUCGGAAAAUCCUGAAAACGUGGUAGGUAGGCGUCUGCACAGGCGAUCGCAGUGGCGGACUGCGAUGCCGGUGAGAGUCACCGAUGGUUCUUGUACUCUGGAAAAAGAGAAUCUGAAAGUGUGAGAACAAGCUCAAGCAUUUAGUGGAAGACAAAAGUGACGAGGGCGCCCUCUGCUUCAAUGGCUUUCACAU